CUGUUAUUGUUAUUCAGUAUAAACAUAUUUGUUAGGUAAAAUUUCCUUUGAUCAGACUUAAAACACAAUUAACAAUCGGAUGAAUACGAUUCGCCUGAGUAACUAACUGCUAACUGCUACGAGUAAGCUAACAUUUAACGAUAGGAAGUAGUUAGCAAAGUGUGAGAGCUAGCAUUACAUUGUUUCCAGCAGUACUAUAAUAUGUUUAAUAUAGUAAUAAUUGUCUCUACUUGCUGAUACCAGUCAUUUCCCAGGACUCCACGAUGUCAAGUCAAAGUGUGGAAGGCACGCCUUCCAUGAGAUAUGGAGAGCGUACUCCACUGAGAAGUGUGGAGAAUGCAGAGCAGAAUCUGUCACCUUCAUCCCUAAGACACAAGUCUAAAUCACUGUUUAACACCACAAAGAAGGAUGUUUCUCUUAAUCUGUACUCUCCCGCAUCAGCCAAUAUCACAUAUCCCACUGGUGCCACGACCGAAAUGACCUCCUGCAUACAAGGAGAUAUCACUUUUAAAUCCUUCAUCUGCUCUGGUGGAGAAGUUGAGCUUGUCCAGUCUUCAUUGUGUGCGAGAUGCGACGAAGAGAACAGCAUUGUGUUGCAUCAGGACCAGCAAAGUGUGUCUUACUGUUGCGACAAAGAUGACACUAUUGCCAGUGAGCUUGUGUCAUCGUGUGGCGAGCACACGGAGCACCCCUACUGCCAUCCCGCUAAUACCGAUGUCGGUGACGUUGGUGUGGAUAUUACUUGGAAGUCAUUUGCUUGCGAUGGUGGCGAGGUGGAGGUUUUGGAUGCCACUGAUAGACUACUGGAUGUAAGCACUCCUCUCCCUGCUGGAGAUAUAGUACAAGACAACACCGUCGACUCAAGCAACAUCUUUGACUUGAGUCAAUUGGGGCCAGGAACAGCAGAACACGUGGUGGUCCGUGACGUGACCUUUAAGGCAUUCAUCGCCACUGGUGGUGAAGUAGAAAUCCCAGACUCCACUAAAACAUCCAAGGAGAUCCGUCCUCUGCAAGGUACUGAUUCGGUUAUUACUCAAGAUCUGAGCUUUUUACCUGCCAUGAAUCGUUUGGACCAUGAUGACCCCGCGUCAUGUGGUGAAGAGACCUGCAGCCAGGAUCCGUUUAACAGAGAGACUUGUGGACAAGAGAGAGUGACAAUUCCAGGUGAGGAACAAGCUAUGACCUCCCAACUCCUGCUGACAAACAAGGAACAUCUUGCACAAGAUCUUAUUCAAAAGAGCUCCUGCCAAUAUCUUGACAUCUUCCAUACAACGCUUGCCUCCAACAAGACUCUGACGACUGAUCCAGUUGGUUUAGAGACACCAGAGAAACUCCUGUCAUCUCGUGCUGACAGCCCACUCUCUGACUUUGACACCCAUGGGCCUCUAGCUGUGGUUGCUACGCCCUCUGAGGUAAGCAAAGCAAAGGACAACGCCCUCAGGUCACCUGAGAAUGGAGCACCCCUUCCAAACUCUACAGACAAAUGUCUGGGCGAGGUUCUCCCCGAUGUUCUUAAAGUUCUCUCGGAGUGUCCCUCUGUGGCCUCAAUGGCACAUCUGAAUCUGCAGCUCAUCAGUCCUGCACGACGAGCAUCCCUAUCCCUGCUGAUGUCCAACAGGGAUUCUGACAAUGAGUCUGCUCUUGAGAAAACCGUGGUGGCUCCAGAUAAUCCAGACUUGGUUGGUUUGUGGGCGGACCACUUGGAGAGCCCCAUGCCUCGCCCCCUCUUCAACUCCACAAACCUGUACAGCAAACUCCAAAAUACAGUUCUAGAAUCAAAUGAGGAUUUAAACAGGAAGGACUGUAUUGUUCCCCAAUCAAGGGGUGUGCAGGUGUCGGGUCUUCCCAGUGAGCCAAUCAUUCCGGAGGUUCCGCUGCAGCAGCAACUACGGCAGAUGAACGAGCUCCUCAUCCUGGUGUUUGGGCAGCUGGGCCUCACUGCAUCUCCUCCUGCUGCAGCUUCUCAAGGAGCUUCCCCACCUCUUCCUCCCCCUGUAAAAUCCUCCAGCGCCUGUGUGGGCAGCACCCCAGUGAAAAUGAUGGACCAGGGUCUCAACACAUCAGGACAGUUUGAGAGGAAGAGGAACUUCUCCACAGCGGAUGCAUGCAGUCUCACCGAUCCUCUCCUGUGGAAUGUCCCCCCAGGCAGCCUGGAAUGUCUUCCAAGAGAGGAGCUGGAGCAGAGGCUGAGGUCCAGCAUGGUCGUGGUGGAGGCCUUGGUGCAGCAGCUAGUGAUGGCCAGAGCGCAUGGACGUGCCUCCGUGGGCCCGCUGCCAUCGGAGCUGAGGGACAAACUGGUGCAGACGGACCACACUGAACUCAAUCAGACCACCAUGUACAGAGACCUCUACAUGGAGGCAUUAAACAGGAUUGGCCACUUGGAGCAAGACGGGGCUUCCCUUAAGGAACUUAUCCAGUAUAUGCAGGACAUGCGGGUCACCAUGGCGUCGCUGACCAGCGACACUGAUGCAGCUCUCUCAAACAUGAAGCACAUGGAGGAACUCGUUCAACAGGAUCAUAGUAGCCUUGUUGGGCAUUAUGAAGAGAUGAAGUUCUUGUAUACAAAGUCAAAGGAGGUACAGAGCCGAAUGAUGCAGAAGGUCAAAGACGCGCUUCAGCAAAGAGACCAGAUGAAGACGCAGAUGGAUGAGGCCUUCACCGCCAAAGAGGCCGCCUUCAGUACGGUGGAGCAGCUCAGGAGUCGCUGCGCCAACGAAAUUGCGUCGCUGCAGAGUAGCAUCGGCUCUCAGCAAGAGCUCCUGGCUGCCCUCAACGCCACAUUUCCUCAGCAGGUUGCCUUAAAUGCGAGCAACACCGAAACACUGAACACUGCUUCAGAUCUUCUGUGCCAAACCAUGCAGGAACAGUCUAGUUUUAUGAAAGAACUGCACGACGUCAAGAACCUCCUGCACAGGACAGCCCCCGUCCUGAUAAAGCUGAAGAAGAAGGCGGAGGAUGCUUUGCAAGAGAGAGACGAGCACAUGUCUGCAAGAGACCAAGCUUUGGAAGACAAAGAGCAGCUGGAAGAGGAGCUGAGGCAAGCGCAGUUAAAUCUCCAAGCUGCUGGAGAACAGUUUGCUGAUUUAAAUCUACAGGUUACAAUCUUGACGUCAGAGAUCGGCGUGCUGCGUCAGAAGCUAACAGAGAGUGAGGAGGAGCGAGGUCAGUUGGAAAGGAACGUGACUGAGAUGUCGGCCACCAUGUCCUCCACGAUGGCUGCACAUACCUUCCUCGAGCACGCCCUGGCUGAAGAGACAUCCAAGUUGCUGCAGGCACAGAGCGAUGCAAGCCAGGCCAAAGACGCAGCAGACCAGUUGGCAUCAUCGCUGUACCAGGCGGAGCAGCAGGUCGAGGAGCUUGGACACACUCUUUCCAACCGUGAGGAGGAGCUUUGCAGUCUGCAGGCGCUCUCACAUUCGCAGUGCUUGGAGAUCCAGCAGCUUGGAGACGUGAGGGAAACGAAUGAGUUCCUGCAUAUGGAGAACAUGCUGGCCCGCGAGCAGAUGGCUGACAGUGAGAGCAUGCUGAGGUCCAACCUGCAGGCUCUUCGGGAGCGGAAUGUCCAGUGUGAAGACCUGAAAACGGAACUCUCUCAACUCCAGCUGGAAAGGAGCAGUGUGCAGGAGGAGCUGGAGGCCGUGCGGGCCAGAGCCAGUGCGAUCCAGCUGAAACAGGGCGAGGAGCUAGCACGGGCAGUCAAUGAAAUCACCUUACUGCAUCACACUCUGCGAGGAGUCACCAACCAGCUACACAAUGCCCUAGAGAAACCAGACGCAAAUACUCCUCAACCAGCCGUCCAAGUGGAACGCCAUCACCCGCCUGCUUCCUUUGUGGACUGCGUCAUGGUUGCAUUAACUGCAGAGAAAGAUGAAGAGGCGCCGACCACAACACUCAAAGCUGUCACCGCGGACUCACCUCAGUCGCGAGGUGAAGCUGUGUUCAGAGAGAAGAGCGCCUUCACCCGCGUCGGCGUCACUCCGAAAAAAAAAGAGCCAGAGCCGGAGGAGGACCAGGGGGAGGAUGAGCAGCACAGCAGUGCGCUGGAGCUGCUGGCCCACCUGAGUAACACCAUCACGGAGCUCGUCACCACCCUAGAGGCUGUGCAACAGGACAAGGACACUCGGGCGCAGGAACUGCAGAGCAACAUUUGUAGCCUGGAGAUGGCGCUACAGUCUGCAAACAGCCAGCACGAGUCUGAGGUGUUUGAGCUGAAGGAUCAGUUGAACCGCGUGACCACUCUGAUGGAGAAAGGCAACCAAGCUCUGCAGCAAAAAGCUGAGGAUGAGAAGACGAUCAUAAAUUUGGGGGCAGAAGUCAACAAGGCCCAGGAGCUUUUAACCAAACAGAAGAGUGACCAUAAUGAGUUACGGAAGGAGGUAGUGGAGCUGCGUCGCUCUCUGCAGCAGACUCAAACGGAGGCUCAACUACUGCGGGCCGAACUGAGAAAAGCAGGAGGUCAGACGACCAGCGAUGCCCACUUUAUGGAUGAGAAGCUCCACUUGUUGAAAGAGGUGGACAGACUGAAGGCGACCAUUCAGGAGGUGGAGCAUGCUCGAAGUAAACUGCUAGAAAAAGCCAAGCGACACCAAAUGAUCCACCAGUUGAACCAGCAGAAGAGUGAGAAGGAGCUCCACAUGUUGAAUAACAUGAUCAAUAAAGUGAGAGAGACGUUGUUGUGUUUGCCCGACGUUGUGAAGAACUGUGAGCAUCUUCAGCAGCUUUUAGAAUAUUUAGGGUGAUGUGUUGCAGCUUUUGUGUUUGUUUUAUAUGCCGUGUAUCUUCUUCGAUAUUAAGCAUCUUGUCAAUGCCUCCAACUUUAACAGACUUUGAUAUGCUCUAUUUUUAUCGCAACAAUUUAAUACAUCAUAGGGCAUUUUUGCUGUUAUUUUUUUUUAUACUACAACAUUUUCAUUUUCUCUGAUUUGCUACUGUUCAUGUAUGUGAAUAUUUGAAUAUCUGACUUUACUAACAAUUACUAACAAAAGGCUUUAACUUAUCAUUUGAAAUAUUUUCAAAAUAAACAAAUACUAACAAAGUGUAUCUACGGUGUAUAAACAAUGUUGUAUUAAUAUUGCUAAUGUUUAAUUGAUAAUUAAAGUAGGAUUAAAAAAGGUUUUUUUUUCUUUAUUGUGCAAACGUCCCCCUAAAAUUGUGGAAAGUAAAAAGUGGUCCAUUACAUAAAACAAUAAUUAUGAUCAGAAGCUAGAAGGUGCUAAGUGUUUUAUAACAUCAUGUCUUGAAUUAAACGACAUACUUUGACCAGGUAAUACAUGCAACAGUGCUAUUAGCACUUAUGCUAACAUGAGAUGUGUCCUGAUUGGUCCAUUCUAACUGACCACUCAAGUACUGAGGUUAUGUGGUCAAAGUUUUUUAUACAUGUUUUGUAGUAAAUACACCAUUUUGUGUUGUGUUUAUGUGCACAAUAUGUCGAUGGCGUGAUCGUAUUUUAGGCUCAAUCUGUGUUUAAUGUGGGGAAAACG
This is a messenger RNA of Doryrhamphus excisus (bluestripe pipefish), 5480 nucleotides long. It is a transcript of the gene spag5, whose product is annotated as sperm associated antigen 5. Gene Ontology annotation, biological process: cell division; regulation of attachment of spindle microtubules to kinetochore. The record is from RefSeq and is a predicted model, not a curated record. NCBI's taxonomy places the organism in Eukaryota, Metazoa, Chordata, Actinopteri, Syngnathiformes, Syngnathidae.